Molecule: messenger RNA, 1623 nt
Organism: Panicum virgatum (switchgrass)
Lineage: Eukaryota; Viridiplantae; Streptophyta; Magnoliopsida; Poales; Poaceae
Product: probable glutathione S-transferase GSTU1
Exons: 1
Coding region: 74-769 (231 amino acids)
Biological process (GO): glutathione metabolic process
Cellular component (GO): cytoplasm
Molecular function (GO): glutathione transferase activity
Source: RefSeq, a predicted model, not a curated record
CCUCGACCUCGCUCGCGGUCUCGCCGGCGCACCACCUACCGCCGACCAGCAGCGGCGCUCGUAAUCGUAAUACAUGUCCGGCGGCGAGAGCGACGGCAGCGGCGGCCUGGUGCUGCUGGACGUGUUCGGCAGCCCGUUCGCGCAGCGCGUGCGCAUCGCGCUGGCGGAGAAGGGCCUGGCCUACAAGCGCGCCGAGCAGGACCUCGCCGCCAAGGGCGACCUCCUGCGCCGCUCCAACCCCGUGCACGGCAAGGUCCCCGUUCUCCUCCACGCGGGGCGGCCCGUCUGCGAGUCCCUCGCCAUCCUCCACUACCUCGACGAGGCCUUCCCGGCCACCACGCCGCUCCUCCCGGCCGACCCCUACGCGCGCGCCCGGGCGCGGUUCUGGGCGGAGUACGCGGACCGGCUCCACUUCUGCGGGAAGCGCCUGUGGCUGCGGCGCGACGGCGGCGGCGAGGAGGCUGCGGAGCCCGAGGCGCGGGAGGAGAUGGUGGCCGUGCUGCGCGCGCUGGAGGCCGAGCUCGGGCGGAAGGAGUUCUUCGGCGGAGAGGCGUUCGGGUACGUGGACGCCGCGGCGGCGCCGUUCGCGGCGUGGUUCCUCACGUACGAGCGCCACGGCGGGCUCAGCGUGGCCGAGGAGUGCCCGGGGCUGGCGGCGUGGGCAGCGCGGUGCUCGCGCCGUGAGAGCGUCGCCGCCAACGUGUACCCGCCGGAGAAGGUGUACGAGCUCGUCCAGGAGUACAAGCAGUGGGUGCUCGGGCGAAAGUGAGAUGAGCCGUGCUCUGUCUGACUGGAUGGUGAAUCGGUGAUUCGCCUUUUUUUUUUGGCACAAUUGUGUUUGCCCGUUUGGUGAGUAUCGGGCUAUCGGCGCAUCAAUAAGUUGAAUAAGGGCAUCUCCAACAGUUCCUUAUCUCUCUUUCCCAUCUUUGAUUUUUUAGAAAAAGGAAAAAAAAAAACACUCUCCAAUAGUUCCCUAUUUUGAUUUCCCAUCUCCUAACAAUUGGUAAAUUGGGUUGGCUUGUGCGUAAAUAUGCGCGCUACUCCGUAGCUCCCCAUCGCGACUCCCCGCGAGCGCUUUCUUCGUCGCGCGUUUUCUUCCCGCGGAGAGGUCUCGUUCGUGCAGCAAAUUGGCCGGCCUUGUGCCCGAUCUGCAGCCUCGAGAGCAUCUCUCGGACAUCCGCGUGCGCCGGCGGCGACGGGCCGGAGGACUCGGACAGCAUGCUGGUCCUCACGAGCAGCACGCAGUACGGGAGGUUAAGGUCCAGCUUCCCAGAGAGCGCGUCGAUGGCACAGGCACUCUGCGUCCGCAGCUUCCCGUCCGGUGGCAGCCUCCGGCACCGGCCGGCGAGGUCGGCCGCCUCGGCGAGCGUCCCAGCUGACGAACUUGGCGCCGUCCUCGCACACCCGGAAGCCCAGGUCGAGGCAGCUCACGUUCGCGUUGUAGUUGUAGGGCGGCCCGCCUUAGCCGCAGAGCUGGGUGUUGAACUCGUAGGCGCCGUCGUUGAGGGUCUUGAGGCAGCCGCUGUAGUCGAGGUCACCGUCGUUAGAAUGGAUGAUCACGGUAUGCAGAUACAUUGAGGCCAUGUUUAGUUCUCAAAAAUAACUAAUUAUAUGGAGCAUGAA